Messenger RNA from Schizophyllum commune H4-8, 3078 nucleotides. RefSeq lists its product as uncharacterized. Lineage: Eukaryota; Fungi; Basidiomycota; Agaricomycetes; Agaricales; Schizophyllaceae. The record is from RefSeq and is a predicted model, not a curated record. The transcript is spliced from 4 exons. Bases 178 to 2892 code for a protein of 904 amino acids.
CGGGCGCCCUCGGCCACGCGGGAGAGAUCAAGGGCCAUAACGACGACGGGCGGAGGGACGGCCGUGGACCGGGGCUCUUUCCGUCGUUGGCUCGGACGACGAGCUGUGCUGUGCACCCUUCCCCCACCUUCGAGCUUAGGUCCGCGCCAACUUCUUCUACCUCAGAAUGCGCCGGAGAUGCUAGUCGUCUCCAGCAUCGGCCGCUUCCUGCUUCUCUUCUUCACACUGCUGGCACUCGCCGCCUUUUCUUCUUCGAUUCCGCUGCCUGGCGAGUCCGCGCGGUCGAUGAGGCUGCCCGUCACCCGGCAGCUGCUCGCGCCCCGGCAGGGGGCAGGGCCCUCUGGCGAUCCCGCGACCUCCUCCGACGCAGCAGCAUCAGACGGCGCGCUUGGAUCGCUGCCGCCCGACGGCCCUGCUUCAUCUGGCGCCCCUGCAACAGCCACAGACUCUUCAGCGUUCCCCACAGAGCCCCCUUCGUCUUCCCCUUCACCUUCGCUCGAUGUAAAUUCUACCCCGGCCAGCUCAUCUCCAUUCCCUUCCAUGUCCUCUCCCUCGAUCGACCCCUCGGCCCGCGUCGCAGAGUCAGAUAGCGCGUCUGCGUCGUCAGAUAGCGCUUCCGCGUCUGCUUCCUCCAGCCCCGCAGUCUCCGCGGCCUCCGUCUCCACGUACACAGACCAAGUCUCCGCGGCACGAUCGGCCUCGACCGUUACAGACUCUGCGUUCUCGGCCACUCAGACAGACUCUGGCUUCAGCGGCAGUAGCUCAUGCACGGACGCUAGCUGGUCUGCCGGGGCCUCGGACUCUGCACCGUCAGAUUCAGGAGCCCCCUCUGAUUUUACUGGCCCUUCAGUUCCAGCAGCUUCGUCGUCCCCUGCAGCUUCGUCCGAUCCAGCGGCCUCGUCAUCCCCGUCAGACCCUGCAGCCACCUCGUCAGAUCCAGCCGUCACUCCCUCUGAUGCAGCUGGUGUCCCCUCUGAUGCAGCGAGCUCCCUUUCUGACCCCACCGCCCCAUCCAGCUCUGAUGCGGGCGCGUCGUUCACGUCAUCCCCUGCACCCUCUUCUACUGAUGCAGGAUUCACCUCUGCGCCAGCAGACGGUGAAUUCACGUCCUCUCCGGAACCCACAUCCACCGACGCAGGCUUCACCUCCUCACCUGAGCCCACCUCUACCGAUGACGGCGACGGCCGCGUCCCGCCCAGCGACAUCAACACUGCGACUGGGGAGAUCACAACCAGCGCAGGGGAUGGAGAGCGGCGCAUCCCGCCUACCGCGACGGAGGGUGGUGCGAGUGCGACGGACGGUGCAGCGGACGGCCAGCCGACGACCAGUGCGGAGGACGGCGAGCGUCGCAUCCCUCCUGGGGAUCAGACGGCUACGGACUCUGCGGCGGACCCCAACGCAACGCAACCACCUGACGGUGCGCGGCAAGGUGGCGAUGGUAACUCCAACGACGGUCAGAGACAGGGCGAUAACGGCAAUAACAACAACGGUAACGGUGAUGGCAAUGGCAACGACAACGGCAACGACUCCUCCAACGACGCUUCCACGACCUCCGACAGCAGCAGCGAUGACCGCGAAGCAGAGACAACGUUCAGCUUUGGCGGCGCCGCAGGCGCGGACCCGACCGGGUCUACAUCUUCUAUCGACCCUGCCCCCUCGGACUCGUCUUCGUCUUCUCCUAGCUCGACCUCCUCCCAGAAGACCGCCGCCAUUGCCGGCGGCGUCGCAGGAGGCGUCGCCGUCCUCAUCAUCGUCGCCCUCGCCCUCCUCUACGCCCUCCGCCGCCGCCGGCGCGCCGGCUACACCCACGCCCGCACCUCCUCCUGGGGCAACGGCGGCGGCCUCGCCGCCGGCGGUGUCCUCAGCCGCGCCAUCGGCUACGACAACGACCACACGCGCACCGAGUCUUACAGCUCGUCCGGCAGCAGCACGAGCUCGAACCCGCAGAUGGAGGAGAUCCCGAACUUCCUGCGCGGUGAUAGCCCGUACAGCUCGCGGUCGGGCGCGAGUGGGCGUGGGUAUGUGGGUGAGCCGUUGGUGAUUCCGUAUGUGCCGCCCACGAUUACGAGCCCGAGUGUGGAUGAGAGGAGGUUUUCGGAUAUGGCGCCGCCGCGGGCGAUCGUGGCGUCGCCGAUGGGCUCGCCAGGACCAGGUCGCUCGUCGCCUGCGCUCCGCUCGGUGUCGCCGCCGGGCCCGCCGCCCAUCACUCCUCUGCCGCCCCCGCCUGCGUCCCCAGCAAGGGCGAAUGGGUCUUCUGCCAAGUCCUCCCCUGCCCCUUCGGCUCAGUUCACCCCGCCCGCACCUCCCGCGCCGCAAGGUCUCAAGGGUAAACUGCAGCAGGUCCUGUCCACCAAGCCAAAGCCGCAGCUGAACCUCCUCGCCGCCGUCCCCCCUCAGCCAAGCACCUCGCAGGCACAGAACCCCUUCCUGUCCCCGCGCGACGCCGAGGACCCGUUCAAGUCGCCCGAGGAUAGGCGCCCGCCCUCGCUCCCUGCGCCUUCGCCACGUCUCGACCUCUUGCACCUCUCCGGCGUGCAGGACAUCGACCCCACGCAGGCGCAUGCGCAGUGGAACAUGGGCCCGCGCCGCCAGACCGAGCUGAUCGUGCCCGAGUCGCGCCCGACGUCCAGCACGGCGCCGCACGACCGUAACAGCAGCGGCGGGCCGCCCGCGUCGCCGUCUGUGUACUCGAACUACUCGAAGUCGUCUCGGUCGCCGACUGCCCCGUCCGUCUCGGACGAUCCCUUCUGGGCACCCGUACUUGACGCCAACCGCAGGCCUCUGUACCCGCAGAACCAGACGCGUUCGAGCCCCAAUCCCAACCCCUUCGACGAUAGCAACUCAACCGCUGGCCGGUCUAACUAUAGCGGAAACUUCGGCUUCGCUGUCUGAAAGGACUAUCCAUAUAUAUUGACGUGCAUUCGUACCAGCCACUCUUGACUCCAGGAAUUCACUGGCAGUGAUAACUUAUUUAUGAACGGAUACUGUAAAUGCUAACUAAACUUUUGGGAUAUGAGGCCAUGUAUCAGCUUGGGCAAGAUAACAGCAGGCCUCCCUGAGUGCGACAGAUGCGGCGGC